CGCAGACACCGCCGGCAGUCGCGAACGAGUCGCACGCGCAUAAGCAAACCGAAAAAGUGCCGCGGAGGAAGCCAGCUGCGUCUGAAUGGGACACCUCCUCGACUACUGACCAGGCGACACUGACCAAGCAUCGAUGGCAUCGGGGGGAUUGAGCGACCGGGAGCGGGAGGAGAUCGUCCGCACCCUCACCAGGGAUGUGCAGUCCCUCAAGGAGAUGGUGCAGUGCCGGGAGAGCGAGCUGGUCAAGCUGCACCGGGAAAUCCACAAGCUGAAGAGCGUGCUGCAGCAGACCACCAACCAUUUAAACGUGACCCGGAAUGAGCGGCACCACUCCCCAAAGUCCAAACUCUACUCCCUGCCGGAGCAGUGCGACGAGGAGGAGACUGCCUCCGGUCGGGAUCCCCAUGUGUGCGUCUCCUGUGGCAUGGCGCUGCCCACGAGUCCGGAGUACGCCCUGGAAGCCCUGACGCUGGACCCGCUUCCCAUUGCUUCGAUAUUCUCAACCCGCUCGCCCUCGUCUUCCAAGUCUGGAGGACUGGACGAGUCUCCUCCUUUGCAGCCGAAACCCAUGCCGGCGGCCACCAAGAAGCAGGGAGUCUCCGCCGAGAGCUGCGUCCAGUCCAUGCAGCAGUCCUACAGCAUGCCGAUUCCCAAAUACGAAAAGGACUACAGCGACAAGCAGCAGAUCAAGGACGCCGUGAUGGACAAUGACUUCCUGAAGAACAUUGACGCCUCGCAGGUGCGCGAGCUGGUGGACUCCAUGUACCCCAAGAGCAUAGCCGCCGGCGAGUUUGUGAUCCGCGAGGGCGAGGUGGGAGCCCACCUGUACGUCUCCGCCGCCGGAGAGUUUGCAGUGAUGCAGCAGGGGAAGGUGCUGGACAAGAUGGGCCCUGGCCGGGCCUUUGGGGAGCUGGCCAUUCUCUACAACUGCACCCGAACGGCCUCCAUUAAGGUGCUCAGCGAGGCGGCCAGAGUCUGGGUGCUCGACCGGCGGGUCUUCCAACAGAUCAUGAUGUGCACGGGACUCCAGCGCAUUGAGAACAGCGUGAACUUCCUGAAGUCGGUGCCCCUGCUGAGGAACCUCAGCGAGGAGCUGCUAGCGAAGAUUGCGGACGUCCUGGAACUGGAGUUCUACGCCGCGGGAACCUACAUCAUCCGCCAGGGCACCGCCGGCGACACCUUCUUCUUGAUCUCCCAGGGCAACGUCCGGGUGACCCAGAAGCUGGCGGCGAGUUCCACAGAGGAGACGGAGCUGCGCACCCUGGCCCGGGGCGACUACUUCGGGGAGCAGGCUCUGAUCAAUGAGGACAAGCGGACGGCGAACAUCAUCGCCCUGCCGCCGGGCGUGGAGUGCCUCACCCUGGACAGGGACUCGUUCAAGCGCCUGAUCGGGGACCUCUGCGAGCUGAAGGAGAAGGACUACGGGGACGAGAGCCGCAUGCUGGCCAUGAAGCAGGCGGAGGGCGGCAGCCAGGCAGCCGAGCAGCCCAAGACCUCGCGGGCGGAGAUGGAGUUUCCCGAUCUGAAGCUGACGGACCUGGAGGUGGUCAGCACCCUGGGCAUUGGUGGCUUUGGACGCGUGGAGCUGGUCAAGGCGUACCAGGAGAACAGGGUCGACACCUUCGCCCUGAAGUGCUUGAAGAAGCGGCACAUCGUGGACACCAAGCAGGAGGAGCACAUCUACAGCGAACGGCACAUCAUGCUCAGCUCCAAGUCGCCGUUCAUCUGCCGGCUGUACCGCACCUUCAGGGACGAGAAGUACGUCUACAUGCUGCUGGAGGCCUGCAUGGGCGGCGAGAUCUGGACGAUGCUCCGCGACCGGGGCUCCUUCGAGGACAAUGCGGCGCAGUUCAUCAUCGGCUGUGUCCUGCAGGCGUUCGAAUACCUCCACGCCCGGGGCAUCAUCUACCGCGACCUCAAGCCCGAGAACCUGAUGCUGGACGAGCGCGGCUACGUGAAGAUCGUGGACUUUGGAUUCGCCAAGCAGAUCGGGGUGAGCGCCAAGACCUGGACGUUCUGCGGCACCCCGGAGUACGUGGCGCCGGAGAUCAUCCUGAACAAGGGCCACGACCGCGCAGUGGACUACUGGGCCCUGGGCAUCCUAAUCCACGAGCUGCUCAACGGAGCUCCCCCCUUCAGCGCCCCCGAUCCCAUGCAGACGUACAACCUCAUCCUGAAGGGCAUCGACAUGAUCGCCUUCCCCAAGAACAUAUCCCGCUGGGCCGUGCAGCUCAUCAAGCGGCUCUGCCGGGAUGUGCCGUCGGAGCGGCUGGGGUACCAGACCGGAGGCAUUCAGGACAUUAAGAAGCACAAAUGGUUCUUGGGCUUCGACUGGGACGGGCUGUCCAGCCAGCUCCUAAUCCCGCCAUUCGUCCGGCCCAUCGCCCAUCCGACAGACACCCGGUACUUCGACCGCUUCCCGUGCGAUCCCAGUGAGCCGCCGGACGAGCUAUCCGGCUGGGAUGCGGACUUUUAG
Drosophila ananassae is the source of this 2476-nucleotide messenger RNA. RefSeq names its product cGMP-dependent protein kinase, isozyme 1 (gene Pkg21D). The coding region runs from base 134 to 2476 and encodes 780 amino acids. The transcript has 5 exons. The record is from RefSeq and is a predicted model, not a curated record. Gene Ontology annotation, molecular function: cGMP-dependent protein kinase activity; ATP binding. Lineage: Eukaryota; Metazoa; Arthropoda; Insecta; Diptera; Drosophilidae. Gene Ontology annotation, biological process: protein phosphorylation.